Molecule: messenger RNA, 1375 nt
Organism: Thalassophryne amazonica
Lineage: Eukaryota; Metazoa; Chordata; Actinopteri; Batrachoidiformes; Batrachoididae
Product: GTPase IMAP family member 9-like
Molecular function (GO): GTP binding
Source: RefSeq, a predicted model, not a curated record
AUGUUUCCACAAGAUGGAAUAGCUCCAUGGAAAUGUUGGAGCAUUUUUGGGAACAGCAGCCUGCUGUGGCACUGGCAGCAAGGAAAGUCAAGCCAACCCGGGGAGAAGGCCCACCUUGCCUCACAGAGGAUGACACUGAUUCUAGAAAUUGUUAAACUGAUGACCCCCUUGAAAUUGGCAACCAAGCUCCUCAGCGAGGAAAAAAACCCCACUAUCUCCAUCAUUGCCCCAAUACUGGCCAAACUGAGGGUGGAUUUUCAGCCAGAUGACAGUGAUCCACCAGUCAUUGUUGAGAUGAAGGAGAAAUUCAGACAGGACUUUGAAUCCCGUUACACCUAUAUCCAAGACCUCCUCAACACUGCCUCAGCACUUGAUCCCCGCUUCAAAGACCUGGAAUUCCUGGAUGAUGACAACACUAUGAGAGACAUGAUAUUCCUGGGGAUAACUCCAGAACUGGAGAAUAUGGUUGUAGAAAUCUGUUAUAUUUAUUUGACAGACAUCACACUCACAUUGAGCUUUAUUCGAAAUGAUGAGGAGUUGAGGAUUGUGUUGGUUGGGAAGACCGGAAAUGGUAAGAGUGCCACUGGAAACACCAUCUUGGGCUGGAAGUGUUUUAAGUCAACCUUCGCUGCAGCAUCCCUCACGGUCAACUGCUCGAAGGGCAAAACCACUGUGGAUGGACAGCAGGUGGCUGUGAUUGACACCCCGGGCCUCUUUGACACCAGGUUUGUACAGGGAAAAACAACUAAAGACUUGAGUCAGUGUAUCACUUAUGCUAGUCCUGGGCCCCACGUGUUCCUGAUCAUCAUCAAGCUGGGCAGAUACACGGCAGAGGAAAAGAAUUCAGUGCAGAAGAUCCAACAGAUAUUUGGUGAGGAUGCAGACAAAUACAGCAUGGUUCUCUUCACUCAUGGUGACCAGCUCGACAACACCAUUGAGGAGUUCCUGGAGGAAAGUCCAGAACUGCAGGAACUGGUGGCCAGAUGCAACGGAGAGUACCACGUUUUUGGGAACAGGGAGAAAGAUCACACUCAGGUCACCGAGCUGCUGAAGAAGAUCAGGAAGAUAGCUGCAAAGAACGGUGGAAGCCACUACACCAACGAGAUGUUCCAAGAGGCAGAGAGGAAAAUUGAAGAGGAGAAGCAACGGCUUCUGGAGAAGGAUAAGGAAAUCCGCAAAGAGAAAGAGGAGCUGGAAAAUCAAAUACGGGCGAAGUAUGAUGAACAGAUGAAGAAACAGGCUGAGCAAUUCCAGGCUGAGAGAAGAGGGAGAGGAGAGAAGGGACACCGAAAGGAAGAUGGGAGAGAUGAGAGAGAUGCAGAGAGAAAGAGAGAUAGAGAAGAGAAGGAAAGAUGAUGGAAAAAAUGAGGGAGCA